GCAGCGGCCGGCCCUGGGCGAGUGCCUGGCCCGCCUGGCUGCUGCCAUGGGGCAGCGGCCGGCCCUGGGCGAGUGCCUGGCCCGCCUGGCCGCCGCCAUGCCCGUGGCCUUCCUGGAGCCGCAGCUGAACCACCUGAACCCCAGCUCCGUGUACAGCACCAAGAGCGCCCGCGAGCGCGCCCUGCUGGGUCUCCCCUCGCGGGUGGAGGAGCUGUGCCCGGACCUGCCGGACCUGGAGCGGCUCAUGGGGGACAUCGGUGGCCUGGCGGACUCGGGGGCGCGCUACACGGAGAUGCCACACGUGAUCGAGGUGACGCUGCCCAUGCUGUGCCACUACCUGCCCCGCUGGUGGGAGCGCGGCCCCGACGCCGCCCCCCAGGGCCCCUGGGCCACCGACGUCACCGGCCACCACCUCAACGCCCUCCUGGGCCACAUCCUGCACAUCGUGGUCAACAACCUGGGCAUCGACGAGGCCUCCUGGAUGAAGAGGCUGGCGGUGUUCGCCCAGCCCAUCGUGAGCAAGGCGCGGCCGGAGCUGCUGCGCUCGCACUUCAUCCCCACGCUGGGGCGGCUGCGGAAGCGCGCGGGGAAGGUGGUGGCCGAGGAGGAGCAGCUGCGGCUCGAGGGCAAGGCCGAGGGCGAGGACGCGGAGCUGCUGAUCCGCGACGAGUUCUCGGUGCUCUGCCGCGACCUCUACGCGCUCUACCCGCUGCUCAUCCGCUACGUGGACAACAGCCGGGCCAAGUGGCUGACGGAGCCCAACGAGGACGCGGAGGAGCUGUUCCGCAUGGUGGGCGAGGUCUUCAUCUACUGGUCCAAGUCUCACAACUUCAAGCGUGAGGAGCAGAACUUCGUGGUGCAGAACGAGAUCAACAACAUGUCCUUCCUGACGGCCGACAGCAAGAGCAAGAUGGCCAAGUCUGGAGAUGGACAGGGCGGUGGCUCGGAGCAGGAGCGCUCCAAGAAGCGGCGCCGCGGGGACAGGUACUCGGUGCACACCUCGCUCAUCGUGGCCACGCUCAAGAAGAUGUUGCCCAUCGGCCUCAACAUGUGCUCGCCCGCCGACCAGGAGCUGAUCGCGCUGGCCAAGGGCCGCUACGCCCUGAAGGACACGGACGAGGAGGUUCGGGAGUUCCUGCACAACAACCUGCACCUGCAGGACAAGGUGGAGAACACGGGCUCGGCGCGCUGGCAGAUGGCCCUGGUGCGCCAGGCGGGCCGGGACGAGGACCCCGACAGCCCCGAGCAGGUCGUGCGCAGGGUGCAGGAGGUGUCGGCCGUGCUCUACCACCUGGAGCAGACGGAGCACCCCUACAAGUCCAAGAAGGCCGUGUGGCACAAGCUCCUGUCCAAGCAGCGCCGCCGCGCCGUCGUCGCCUGCUUCCGCAUGACCCCCCUGUACAACCUGCCCAGGCACCGGGCCUGUAACAUGUUCCUGGAGUCCUACCGGCUCUCGUGGCUGGCCCGGGAGCAGCCGCCCUUCGAGGACCGCAUGAUCGACGACCUCUCGAAGUCGGGGCGGGAGGAGGAGGAGGAGGAGGAAGAGGCGGAGGCGCGGCCGGACCCGCUGCACCAGCUGAUCCUGCACUUCAGCCGCACUGCCCUGACCGAGCAGAGCCACCUGGAGCAGGAUCACCUGUACAUGGCCUACGCCGGGAUCAUGGCCAAGAGCUGCCACACAGAGGAAGGGGAAGAGGAAGAGAAGGAGGAAGAGGAGAAGGAAGAGGAAGAGGCCGAGGAUUCGUUUGAGGAGAAGGAGAUGGAGAAGCAGAAGCUGCUGUCGCAGCAGGCCCGGCUGCACACGCGGGGGGCGGCCGAGAUGGUGCUGCAGAUGAUCAGCGCCUGCAAGGGUGAGCGGGGGGCCAUGGUCUCCUCCACCCUCAAGUUGGGCAUCUCCAUCCUCAACGGGGGCAACGCGGACGUGCAGCAGAAGAUGCUCGAGUACCUCAAGUCCAAGCGCGAGGUCGGAUUCUUCCAGAGCGUGCAGGCGCUGAUGCAAACCUGCAGCGUCCUGGACCUGAACGCCUUCGAGCGGCAGAACAAGGCCGAGGGGCUGGGCAUGGUCACCGAGGAGGGCACGAUCAUCAGCCGGGAGAACGGGGAGAAGGUGAUGUCGGACGAUGAAUUCACCCAGGACCUGUUCCGGCUGCUGCAGCUGCUCUGCGAGGGCCACAACAACGACUUCCAGAACUACCUGCGGACGCAGACGGGGAACACGACCACCAUCAACAUCAUCAUCUGCACCGUGGACUACCUGCUGCGCCUGCAGGAGUCCAUCAGUGACUUCUACUGGUACUACUCGGGCAAGGACGUCAUCGACGAGCAGGGCAAGAGGAACUUCUCCAAGGCCAUGGCCGUGGCCAAGCAGGUGUUCAACAGCCUCACCGAGUACAUCCAGGGCCCCUGUACUGGGAACCAGCAGAGCCUGGCCCACAGCCGCCUCUGGGACGCCGUCGUCGGCUUCCUGCACGUCUUUGCACACAUGAUGAAGAAGCUGGCUCAGGACUCGUCCCAGCUCGGGCUGCUGAAGGAGCUGCUGGACCUGCAGAAGGACAUGGUGGUGAUGCUGCUGUCCCUGCUCGAAGGGAACGUGGUGAACGGCACCAUCGCCCGGCAGAUGGUGGACAUGCUGGUGGAGUCCUCCAGCAACGUCACCAUGAUCCUCAAGUUCUUUGACAUGUUCCUGAAGCUGCGCGACAUCGUCUCGUCCGACGCCUUCCGCCACUUCGUCACCGACCCGCGCGGGCUCAUCUCCAAGAAGGACUUCCAGAAGGCCAUGGACAGCCAGAAGCAGUACGAGCCCGACGAGAUCCAGUUCCUGCUCUCCUGCUCCGAGGCCGACGAGAACGAGAUGAUCGACGUGGAGAGCUUCGCCCAGCGCUUCCAGGAGCCGGCGCGCGACAUCGGCUUCAACGUGGCCGUGCUGCUGACCAACCUGUCGGAGCACGUGCCGCACGACCAGCGCCUCAAGACCUUCCUGGAGCAGGCCGAGAGCAUCCUGGACUAUUUCCGGCCCUUCCUGGGCCGCAUCGAGAUCAUGGGGGCGGCGCGGCGCAUCGAGCGCAUCUACUUCGAGAUCAGCGGCGCCAACAAGGCACAGUGGGAGAUGCCGCAGGUCAAGGAGUCCAAGCGCCAGUUCAUCUUCGACGUGGUCAACGAGGGCGGCGAGGCCGAGAAGAUGGAGCUCUUCGUCAACUUCUGCGAGGACACCAUCUUCGAGAUGCAGAUCGCCUCGCGCAUCUCCGAGGAGGAGGCGCCGCGCGACGAGGAGGAGGAGGACGACGAGGACAGGGAGGACGAGGAGCCGGCCGAGGCUCCGGCGCCGGCGCUGCCGGGCUUCGGGGCGCUGCGGCGGCUGCUGGGCUCGCCGCAGGCGUGGCGCCGCAGGAUCAGGAGGCUGCGCAAGAAGUCGGGGCGCGAGCUGGCGUGGGAGGCGGGCGUGGGCGCGGGGCGCGUGGCGCUGGGGGGCGUGCUGGGGGGGCUGGGGGUGCUGGGGGCCGUGGGGCGCCUGGCCUGGAGCUCGCUCUUCGGCGGGGGGCUGGUGGAGGGGGCGCAGCGCCUGGGGGUCAUCGAGGUGCUGGGCUCCAUGCCCGACCCCACCCAGGACGCCGUGGGCGGGGGCGAGGCCGGGGCGGGCGACGAGGGGGGACCCCCGGAGCCGGAGCAGCCCCCCGAGGCGCAGCUGGAGGCGCCCCCGGCCGAGGAGGAGGAGGAGGAGCGGCGGGAGGUGAAGGCCGUGCCGGCGGGGCCGGGGGCGCGCAAGGACCCCCAUUUCAGGCUGGCGGCCCCCGACGCCCCCGGGGGGCUCGGGGACAUCGGGGAGCCCCCCGGGGCUGAGCCCCCCACCCCCGAGGGGACCCCCAUCCUGCGCAGGAAGAUCGGGGAGAUGGCGGAGCAGGUGGGGGAGGGGCAGAAGGAAGAGGAGCCCCCGGCCGAGACCGAGAAAGCCGACACAGAGAACGGCGAGAAGGGCGGGGGUCCCGAGGGGCCCGAGGAGGGGCCGGAGCCCCGCGCCCCCCCGAAGCGGCGCAAGUCGGUGCCCCGGGAGCGCCGGGAGCCCCCGGCCGAGGGCGGCUUCGACUUCUGGGGCGAGCUGGAGGUGCAGAGGGUCAAGUUCCUGAAUUACCUGUCGCGGAACUUCUACAACCUGCGGUUCCUGGCACUGUUCCUGGCCUUCGCCAUCAACUUCAUCCUCCUCUUCUACAAGGUGUCCGAGCACCCCCCGGGCGCCCCGGAGGAGCCCGAGGGCUCGGGGGCGGCCCCCGAGGAGGACGGGGGCGUCCCGGGGGGCGCGGAGGCGGCGGGGGGGGUCCCGGAGGAGCCCGAGGUUUAUUAUUUCCUGGAGGAGAGCACGGGCUACAUGGGCCCGGCCCUGCGGGGGCUGGCGCUGGCCCACACGCUGGUGGCCUUCCUGUGCAUCAUCGGCUACAACUGCCUCAAGAUCCCCCUGGUGAUCUUCAAGCGGGAGAAGGAGGUGGCGCGGCGCCUCGAGUUCUCGGGGCUCUACAUCACCGAGCAGCCCCCGGACGACGACGUCAAGGGACAGUGGGACCGCCUGGUGCUCAACGCCCAAUCCUUCCCCAGCAAUUACUGGGACAAGUUCAUCAAGAGGAAGGUGAUGGAGAAGUACGGGGACAUCUACGGGCGGGAGAGGAUCGCCGAGCUGCUGGGCAUGGACCUGGCCAGCCUGGAAAUGGGGGCCCAGGGCGAGCGCAGGGCCCCCCCCGACAGCUCCCUGCUCACCUGGAUCACAUCCAUCGACAUCCGCUACCAGAUCUGGAAAUUCGGGGUGAUUUUCACCGAUAACUCCUUCCUGUACCUCACCUGGUACAUGGCCAUGUCCCUGCUGGGCCACUACAACAACUUCUUCUUCGCCUCGCACCUGCUGGACAUCGCCAUGGGCGUCAAGACGCUGCGCACCAUCCUCUCCUCCGUCACCCACAACGGCAAGCAGCUGGUGAUGACGGUGGGGCUGCUGGCCGUGGUGGUCUACCUGUACACCGUGGUGGCCUUCAACUUCUUCCGCAAGUUCUACAACAAGAGCGAGGACGAGGACGAGCCCGACAUGAAGUGCGACGACAUGAUGACGUGUUACCUGUUCCACAUGUACGUGGGGGUCCGGGCCGGGGGCGGCAUCGGCGACGAGAUCGAGGACCCUGCGGGGGACGAUUACGAGCUGUACCGCGUGGUCUUCGACAUCACCUUCUUCUUCUUCGUCAUCGUCAUCCUCCUGGCCAUCAUCCAGGGUCUGAUCAUCGACGCCUUCGGGGAGCUGCGGGACCAGCAGGAGCAGGUGAAGGAGGACAUGGAGACGAAAUGUUUCAUCUGUGGCAUCGGGAGCGAUUAUUUCGACACGACGCCGCACGGCUUCGAGACCCACACGCUGGAGGAGCACAACCUGGCCAACUACAUGUUUUUCCUGAUGUAUUUGAUCAACAAGGACGAGACGGAGCACACGGGGCAGGAAUCUUACGUGUGGAAGAUGUACCAGGAGCGCUGCUGGGAUUUCUUCCCGGCCGGGGACUGCUUCCGCAAGCAGUACGAGGAUCAGCUGGGAUGACCCCAAAAUCCCCCUCCCCAAAAUCCCCCUUCCCCAAAAAUCCCCUUCCCCAAAAAUCCCCUUCAAGUGCCUUUGACCCACCUCCCCCCCCCCCAAUAAACGCUGCUGAGGGUCACUGGCUCGUCACAGA
Vidua macroura (Pin-tailed whydah) is the source of this 5690-nucleotide messenger RNA. RefSeq names its product ryanodine receptor 1 (gene RYR1). Gene Ontology annotation, biological process: calcium ion transport; intracellular calcium ion homeostasis; transmembrane transport. The record is from RefSeq and is a predicted model, not a curated record. Gene Ontology annotation, molecular function: ryanodine-sensitive calcium-release channel activity. Lineage: Eukaryota; Metazoa; Chordata; Aves; Passeriformes; Viduidae. Gene Ontology annotation, cellular component: smooth endoplasmic reticulum; calcium channel complex; Z disc.